Molecule: messenger RNA, 861 nt
Organism: Trifolium pratense (red clover)
Lineage: Eukaryota; Viridiplantae; Streptophyta; Magnoliopsida; Fabales; Fabaceae
Exons: 8
Coding region: 1-861 (286 amino acids)
Biological process (GO): proteolysis
Molecular function (GO): cysteine-type peptidase activity
Source: RefSeq, a predicted model, not a curated record
AUGGAUCAGGGGGCCAACACUAACAUCACUGCUGAAAAUGAUGGAAGUGGACGGUGUGAAGGGAUGGACAAUGAUUCCCAGGAUGCAUCGCAACAACCACAGGGGCGCGACACUGACAGUGCUGGAAAUAAUGUGAAUGAUGGCAAAGGGAUGGACAAUGAUUCUGAGGAUGCCAUUGCUGGAAAUGGAGAUGAAGAGAGGUGCGACACUGACACUGCUGGAAAUAAUGUGAAUGAUGGCAAAGGGAUGGACAAUGAUUUUGAGGAUGCCAUUGCUGGAAAUGGAGAGGAUGAAGAGAGGUCUUCACGGCCACCUGCAUCGCAAAAACCACAGGGGGGCGAAACUGACACUGCUGGAAAUAAUGUGAAUGAUGGCAAUGGACCUACGCUCAGAAACAGAGAAGCCAUUGGAAGGCCUAAAAGGGGAUCAAGGCUCCAUACUGAGUUAGAGAGGGGGAUCAGUCCUAAUGUGCCAAAACCAAAACGAAUGCGAGGUAUUGCUACGCCUGGUACUAUUCAACUAGUACCAAGAGCGAUAAAAACACCGCGUGGAUAUAAAGAACAUAAGUCGUGGCGAAACAAUGAAAGUCUUUUUCUUUUUAUCCCUCUUACACCGGAGGAAGAAAGUGCUGUUACCGCUGCAUUUGAGAAGGAUAUCAUUGUUAAGCACGAGAAGUCAAACAUUCAGAUCCCAUCAGAGAAACUUCAGUGCCUUAAACCGGGUGGAUGGUUAAAUGAUGAGGUGAUAAAUUUGUACCUUUGUUUGUUCAAAGAGAGGGAGGAAAGAGAACCACAAAAGUUUUUGAAGUGUCAUUUUUUCUCUACCUAUUUCUAUGCAAAGGUACAAUACAUGAUUGUUUAG